CCGAGGGCUCCGAAGCGGAAGUGGGUCGCUGUCGAGGCGGCGGCAUCUUGCUCGAGCGGCUCUCCUCCGCGGCUGGAGAAGGCGCUCCCUCUCUCGAGUGCGACGGCGGCGGCGCCUGCGGACCUAGCCAGCUCCAGGUUAGGCCGGGCGUUGCGGGAAGGCAACGGAAGGACUUGAAAAUACUGGAAAUCUGUCCAGAUCCAAAUUCUUCUGCAAGCCAGAUGAGUAACCAGAGGGCAUGAAAGGUUGAGAACACUUGACUUCCCUGCAAACCUGGGCAUAGAUCACUUCCUUUUCUGUACAUUGGCACCAAAGAGCACAAUGAGUACGAGAAAGCGUCGUGGUGGAGCAAUAAAUUCUAGACAAGCCCAGAAGCGAACUCGGGAAGCAGCCUCCACCCCGGAGAUUUCCUUGGAAGCAGAGCCCAUAGAACUCGUGGAAACUGCUGGAGAUGAAAUUGUGGACCUCACCUGUGAAUCUUUAGAGCCCGUCGUUGUUGACCUGACUCACAAUGACUCUGUUGUGAUUGUUGACGAAAGGAGAAGACCAAGGAGGAAUGCUAGGAGGCUACACCAGGACCAUGCUGACAGCUGCGUGGUGAGCAGUGAUGAUGAAGAGUUGUCCAGGGACAGAGACGUGUAUGUGACUACCCACACUCCCAGAAACACCAGGGAUGAGGGCGCUACAGGCCUCAGGCCCUCUGGUACUGUCAGCUGUCCGAUCUGCAUGGAUGGAUACUCAGAGAUUGUGCAGAAUGGACGUCUCAUCGUUUCCACAGAAUGUGGCCAUGUCUUCUGUAGCCAGUGCCUCCGUGAUUCCCUGAGGAAUGCUAAUACUUGCCCAACUUGCAGGAAAAAGAUCAACCACAAACGGUACCACCCCAUUUAUAUAUGAAGUGUUCAGAGCUGCUCAGGGGAGACGGCCGGCCGGCCGGGUUCUCCAGUGGUACCUAUCUGCCUCCGUUUUCCUGAGCUCAAAAAGACUGUUGAAACCAACGCCCGAUAUGUAAACUGCUCUUCUGUUUCCAACCCCUUCCUUUGUUAUCUCCAGUUGGAUGCCAUGGCGCUGGACCCAGGACCCUCCCAGGUCAUCUCUAUUCCUCUGGGGUGGUCGGGAGAAGGGGAGGUCAGGCACAUUGUACUUGGGAAUCGUGGUUCUAGUCUGGUUGGAGAACGUGCGCAGUUGCCAAGAAAUUUUCCCUGUUUGGAAAGUUUGCCCCAGCUGUCCCGGGCACCCCACCUCGUGUCCCAAGUGUCUGCCGGUUGACCAGUCUGCCUGCCCACACAUUGACCAAGCCAGACCUGGUUCACCCAGCUCGAGGAUCCCAGGUGCAAGAGAGGCCCCUUGAGGCCCUGGGAAAGGCCAGUCACUGGACUUCUUCCCUUGAGGUCGCCAUGGUUCCACCUGCACCUUGUCACCGAUCUGCAGUGAUUUCUGCAAAAAGAGAACUGCAGGGCAACCCCCGUUCUCUAAGAAGGAAAAAGUGCAAUAAAGGCCGUUCUUGCCCUGCUUUUCAGCAGCCUGCAAGGUGUAGCACCGUUAGCACCCCCCUCAGAGGCCUAAUGUUGCUUGCGGAGCAGUGCCCAUCCCAGCCCUUUUCUGCCCACCAGCUGUUCUCAGGAACCUUACCCACGCUCCAGCGUCCUUCACCUGGCACAGGACGUGCAGGUCAAAUAGGGCAGGCACUUGUGUGGGUGUCCUCUCCUUUCUGAUAAAAUCUAUCCUGUGUUCACGCACCCUCCAGUCCUCAGAUCCUCAGUUCCCACUGCCUAAUGUCUGCCCCCGCAUAGAUGCUGAGAGGUGGUGGCAGUAGUUGUGGCCUUAUCAGCUGCUCAGUUCCAGGCUUUUGCCCAAGGCACUGUUGCCCCAUGUUUCAGAGAACCUGGCCCACCUGACUUGGCUUUCUCAUCCUUCCCGACCCAGUGGCAUUUAUUUCAGAAACUACUGGGCUUGGAUCCUUUGGGCUUUGGACUACUCCAUAGGUUUUGAUUGGUAAACACGGUGGCUUAUCCCCCACAGGAACCCAGAUGACAACCUCUCCUUCACUCCGCAGGUGUGUGGGAGCCUUGGGUUCUCUCAAGAGGCAGCAAAGUGCCCCUGACAGCAUAGGGCCUGGGGGUGGCUAAUGAGAGAGGCCUUAGAGUGCCAGCCUGCCUCCUCUUCCUCACUCCUCCUUCCUCAGAGAGCUUCACGCCAAACCAACGGGCUUUUCAUGUGAAACAGCUUCAGAGUGGGAAAGGGGCCACUUCUGGCUUUGUUAGCAAUAACUGACCUUCAGUUUACCCUUCUGAAGGAGCAGGAACUCAGCACAGAGCUCACUUUAAAUGGGGCUGAAGGAGUGUCCCUCCUCUAUGUGAAAAGAACAUUGUUUUAUUCUUCAUUCUGACUUUUUAACUGUUUGGCUCAGUUAGUUUGAAUGAAAAUCAUAAUUUUCUACCUGGAAUUGAAGAGGGCAGGAGGCUCACCUCUCAUUGUCAUGAUGUGUAGCGUGUCUGCCCUCUGACUGGACAUCAUUGCCAUUAACUUUCUUCUGGGCGUCAUGGCAGCAUCAUGAUGCCCAGACUUGGAGCAAGGCAACCUUGGAGCCAGUCCACGAAUAAAAUAUGGUAACACCCAUUUUUAAAUUUCUUUAAGUUUUAUCCUUAAAGAUAACUCAAAUGGUUGAUUAUGAAAGUUGUAUUACUUCGUCCUAAAUUAAAUUGGUAAAAAAACUUUUUUAAUGUGUUUGGUUUCUACUAUUCAGAAACUGCAAACUAGGAAAAGGUUGGUAUGAAAAAAUCUCUCUCCUUUUUUCAAUGUACAUAGUUCAGCUUUUUCUUUGUUACAUUUAAACUAUAUCCAUGGAUAUCAGUCUGUUUUGGACUCCUCUGCUAGUGUUAAAGAUGGAAAUAAAACCAUUAAUUUGAACCAAA
This is a messenger RNA of Saimiri boliviensis boliviensis (Bolivian squirrel monkey), 2912 nucleotides long. The record is from RefSeq and is a predicted model, not a curated record. Lineage: Eukaryota; Metazoa; Chordata; Mammalia; Primates; Cebidae.